Molecule: messenger RNA, 1879 nt
Organism: Durio zibethinus
Lineage: Eukaryota; Viridiplantae; Streptophyta; Magnoliopsida; Malvales; Malvaceae
Product: Pentatricopeptide repeat (PPR) superfamily protein
Biological process (GO): RNA modification
Molecular function (GO): protein binding; RNA binding
Source: RefSeq, a predicted model, not a curated record
UAAUGAGCAACCAAAACUUCCUUUCAAAAAAGCACCAAUUUCUGGUUCUUUUAAAGCUCUGUUCUUCAAUCAAACACCUCUCUCAAAUCCAAGCCCAAAUUGUCAUCUCUAAUCUCCACCAAGACUCUUUCCUCCUCACUGAACUCGUCAGAUUCUCCUCUAUAUCUCCCUUCAGAAACCUCACCUACGCGCAUUCCCUCCUAUUAAACUCACUCAAUUCGACUCCGUCUACAUGGAAUAUCCUCAUCCGAGGCCAUGCUUCGAGUAAUUCUCCCCAAAAGGCAAUCUGGUUACUUAAAGAAAUGCGAAAACGAGGGUUUAAACGCAAUAAACUUACGUACCCAUUUGUUUUAAAAGCGUGCGCGGGUGCAGAAGCACUUGAGGAAGGGAGACAGGUUCAUGGAGAGAUUGUAAAGCAUGGUUUAGAUGAUGAUGUUUAUGUUGAUAACAAUUUGGUUUAUUUCUAUGGGUGUUGUGAGAAGAUAAUGUAUGCAAAGAAAGUGUUCGAUGAAAUGGGUGACAGAACUAUAGUUUCGUGGAAUGCAAUGAUUAGUGCCUUUGUUGAGAAUUUUUGCAUUGAAGAUGCGCUCGGUUAUUUUGUUAAGAUGAGGGAUUGUGGUUUUGAUCCGGAUGAAACCACGAUGGUAAUCAUGCUUUCAGCAUGUGCGGAGUUAGGAUUUUUAAGCUUAGGGUGGUUGCUUCAUUUGCAAGUUAUUGAGAGAGGUUUGGUUUUGAAUUGUCAAUUGGGGACUGCACUUGUUGAUAUGUAUGCGAAAAGCGGAGAUGUUCGGUAUGCUAGCCGAGUUUUUGAGAGAAUGGAAGAGAAAAAUGUGUGGACUUGGAGUGCAAUGAUUUUGGGAUUUGCUCAACAUGGUUUUGCUAAGGAAGCCCUUGAACUUUUUGUAAUGAUGACGAAAAGUUCCUGUAUAAGACCGAAUUAUGUUACCUUUCUUGGAGUUCUUUGUGCUUGUAGCCAUGCUGGAUUGGUAGAUGAUGGGUACCGGUAUUUUCGUGAAAUGGAGUAUGUUCAUGGGAUUAAGCCUAUGAUGGUUCAUUAUGGUGCAAUGGUUGACGUCUUGGGUCGUGCUGGUUGUUUGAAAGAUGCUUACACUUUCAUAAAGAACAUGCCUUUUGAGCCUGACCCAAUUUUAUGGAGGACAUUGCUAAGUGCAUGCACUGUUUGUAAUGUUAAUGAUACUGAUGGCGUUGGUGAGAAGGUGAGGAAGAGGUUGCUUGAGUUGGAGCCAAGGAGAAGUGGAAAUUUGGUAAUGAUUUCAAACAUGUAUGCAGAAGCUGGGAAGUGGGACAGAGCAGCGAAUGUACGGAGGUUUAUGAGGGAUAGAGGGUUGAAAAUCAGGGCUGGUGAAAGCUGUCUUGAGUUAAAUGGCUCUAUUUAUCAGUUUUUUUCGGGGUAUGAUUCCCAAUUCGAUUUUGAUGAUAUCUAUCCAUUGCUACAUACACUGACCUUACACAUGAAAAUGACUAACCUUUUGUAGUUGAAUCGCAUGAUGUGGACACUUUUAUGUUCAAGAAUAGAGAAAAUAUUCAUUGUGCAAGCUGCACUUUUGCAUUAUAUUCGACAUCCUGCCUAUAUUAUUCAUUUAAUUUACCAUCUGAAUGACAAAGUCAACCAUCAAUUCCCUUUUCUCCCCCUUCUCCAAAGACUAUCAAUUAUGUGACUGAUAUCGACAACCCUUGCUUGAUCUUUCUGCGAAAAAUUGCCCCAAAUUCACUAGAGACUGUCAACCAACCUUCAUCUUGUCUCCUUAAGGUACAAGAGAUGUUUACCCAGCCUUAUGGAAGGGCUUAGAAAUAUAAUAAUGUCUCGCAAUCCUAUUUGUCUGGUGCUGGUAAAAGCUUUGGAAUCAGGGAAGGCUGA